UCAUUUUGUGAAAUCCUAAGAAUAUCGCCAAAAUAUACUUUAUUGUCUAAAUGGAUAUCCAUAAUUCCAACGUUUCUACAACAACUAACGUACAAAUGCUAGCAUCAUCACUGGCAUCCAGUGUGGAACCAGUAAAGCGUUCUCCGCCAGCUUGCUCAUCGUCCGGAGCGGCAAAACAAUCAGCGCUCCCUCCUCCGCUGGCUCCGUUAUCAUCCGGGGCAGCAGCACAGCAGUGGGUGAUUAAACAAACUCUGCCAAACAUUAUAACGCGUUCCAUACCGCAUGUUGUUGUCGACGCCUCGGCAUCAUCGCUGUCCUUACCUUUAACAGCGCCAUCUUCCGGAGCAGCAGGACUGCCCGCAAAACAGCCGGGAUCAAUCCAGCAAUCGCUUCCUCCUCCGCUAGCUCCGUUGUCGUCUGGGGAGGCAGCGCGGUCGAUUGCACCAACUGUGCCAAAUAGUGUAACGCGCUCCACCCCUCAGGCUGCUGCGGAAGCCUCGGUAUCAUCGUUGCCCUUACCUUUGACAGCGUCAUCGUCCGGAGCGGUAGAACCGUUGGCGAUGUCUACACCAUGUACUAUUUUGCAACCAAUUGUGCCGGAUGCUUUCCGGAUAUCACCAUCCGUCGCGUUUUCUCCAUCAUCAUCAGCAGCAAACAUACCAGUGCGACAACAAGAUAAAAGGAAAGCCACAUCCAGCAUUGCUAAACGAGCUAGAAAGAGUCGUGCUAAGCGGGUGUCAAGUGCCAUCAAGCCAUCACUUGCGUCCGAAGUGCAUUCUUCGUUAACUCCGCUACCGGGUUUAGAUACCGGUCGACCAUUAAUGAACGAUCUGGCAUCAUGUGGGAUGAAACACAUCACGGGAAUUCCUGCGCCUUUUCUUCCGAUGUCUCCAUUGGGAUAUAACGAAUCGGAAAUGGUUACAACAUCGUCAGAUACCCUUUCGUCUGCAUUGCUUCUAAGCGACUCGCUAACACAUUUAUCAUUACCUAACACUGCUGUAAAUAGCAGGGCAGCUGAAACCCCCACUUGCCUAUCAGCAACUGGUUCGGACGUUUGCAAUGGUUUACUGGAAGAAAAUGAACUGUUUACGGCACAGCUCCCACACAGCUCCUCUCCAGCGACAACGCGUACACCUGACAAUGUGGACAAUCGAAUGUUGCUUCGUGAGCUACAAAGCUUAAGAGAAUUUGUUGAGCACUCAAUCCAAACGCUACAGAAAACCGUGGAGGGCAAUUUCAUUUCAUUCUACUAACCACCAACACCGUAUUGGAUAGAGUUUGAUAUCCUACUAGGAAAUGAUAGGGUGAGUUUCGGAGCAAUAGGGUGACCUACGUUUUGGUGAUGCAUUUAGAGCGGUGUAAGAAAAUUCCUGUAAAUAAAUAAGAAAAUGUAUUAAAGCUUUUUGUAUUAGAGGUAUCUUGAGGGCGAAGAAUUUUGAAGCUUAUUUUUAGUACAUUAGUACAUUUAGUACAACAAAGAAAGACUGCUUCCCGACUGGAAAUAGGGAAAUCAUGUGUAGCGGUAAUUAGCUGCGAACAAAUAAGAAAUGGUUAGAAAAGGAUAGUUUUUAUUAUUUAGGAUCAUUCCAGCCAUCUAGUGAUAAUGGCUCAGCCAUUUCAUUAAUGUCAGCUUCGUUUAGAGUUAAUGGAUAAAAACUAUCAUACAGUUUGUGACGCAGUGCAUCAUACUUUUUCGCUGGAAAAGUAAAUAAAACACAGAUAAAAGUAAACUGCUGAUAAAC
This is a messenger RNA of Anopheles merus, 1742 nucleotides long. Its product is annotated as calphotin-like. Bases 51 to 1253 code for a protein of 400 amino acids. The record is from RefSeq and is a predicted model, not a curated record. NCBI's taxonomy places the organism in Eukaryota, Metazoa, Arthropoda, Insecta, Diptera, Culicidae. The transcript is spliced from 2 exons.